AUGUCGCAGAUGUUCAGGCUGGUGGUGGUGGCCGCCUGCCUCCUCAUCGGUCAAGCACGAGCCGCCACUUACGGUCCGCGCGCCGACUAUGGAUACCCAGCUGGUCUUAUACCUGAUUGUCCCGGCACCCACAAGAACGCCAGCAUCAGUGCUCGCCAUAUGAACAACCUCCAGAUUGCCAUACACCGCAUCUCCAGCAGUGGACAGGUCGUGAGGAGGACCCUACCCCUUGAGAAUGCACCUAAAGUCAUUGCAAGGGAUAAAAAUAUAGAUUUAAAGAACAAGAAGACGGUGGUGUAUGCAGUGGGUUUUAUGGAUAGUUCAGCAUUCCCAUUUUCACAGGCGAUCGGUACUUCAUACGCUAAGCGAGGGUACAAUGUGUUUGUUUCAGAAACACUGGCUUUCCUCACUUAUAUUUAUCCGAAAUCCGUCCGUCUAGUGCGAUUCAUCGGGAAGAAAAUGGGAGAAUUCCUUGUAAGACUAACUGAACUCGGCGUCGAUCCAGCCAACCUAGAACUUGUAGGCACCAGCUUAGGAGCUCAUGAACUAGGGUAUGCAGCAAAACAUUUCUUCAAAACCACAGGCAAAAAAGUAUCAAGGCUAACAGGUUUAGACCCAGCUGGACCUUGUUUCAGAAGCCUAGGACCAGAAGAUAAACUGUGGAAAACUGACGCUGAACUAGUCGACGUCAUUCAUACAAAUAUAGACGGAUUUGGCAUAGCAGAGGCAUUAGGACAUAUAGACAUUUAUGCCAACGGAGGUGAAUUUCAACCUAGUGAUAUUCCCUACAUACCUUGCCUAGUGAUUUGUAGCCAUGUUCGAUCUAUGAUAUAUUGGUGGCAAGCUUUAGAACACCCUAAGAAGUUCAUAGCUGUUAAAUGUAAUUCUAUUCAAGAAGCGAGAUUUGCUCAGUGUUUUAACAAUACUGAAACUAAUUAUGUAGGUGUUGAAGCUCAAUUUGAUAAACCAGGUAUUUAUUAUUUAGCUACUAAUAACGAGUUUCCUUACUAUAUGGGUAAAGAAGGUUUGAAAGAGGAGAAUGAGAUUUAUACUUCUGUUGUCAGAAGAAUUAAUGAUGACGAUGGGUUUGUAGCAUAG
This is a messenger RNA of Spodoptera littoralis (African cotton leafworm), 1098 nucleotides long. The record is from the annotation of a GenBank genome assembly. NCBI's taxonomy places the organism in Eukaryota, Metazoa, Arthropoda, Insecta, Lepidoptera, Noctuidae.